AGGGGCGGGAGGCGGCGGCGCCCGCCCCAGGAGCCGACCCGGGCGCGAGGAGGGCCGGCUCGUUGCGUCGGCCGAGCCCGCGGCGGGUACGAUGCAGCUCCUGGUGAGGGUGCCGUCCGUCCCGGAGCGGGGCGAGCUGGACUGCGCCAUCUGCUACCGGCCCUUCAACCUCGCGGGCCGCGAGCCCCGCCGCCUGCCCGGGACGGCGCGCGCCCGCUGCGGCCACACGCUCUGCACCGCCUGCCUGCGCGAGCUGGCGGCGCGCGGCGACGGCGGCGGGGCGGCCGCGCGCGUGGUGCGCCUGCGCCGCGUCGUCACGUGCCCCUUCUGCCGCGCGCCCACGCCGCUCCCGCGCGGCGGGGUGGUGGAGGUCUCAGUGGACCCAGAUUUGUGGUCGCGGCUGGAAGACAGAGCGCGGGCGGAGCGCAAGCCGGAUGAGGCGGGCGGCCCGGUCCCGGGAGGCGGCGACGCCGAGGACGAAGACCAGAGAGAGGAGGGGGUGUUACCCAGGAGCUCGGGCUGGCGCGCGCUCCGGCGGCUGGUGGAGCGGGUGCUGGCGCCCGCGCGCCGCUGGCGGCGGCCGCUGCCUAGCAACGUGCUGUACUGUCCGGAGAUUAAGGACUUGGCUCGCAUGAGCCCCUGCACGCUGUGACCGCGGCGGAAGGAAGGUGGUCGCUGCAUUCUCGAGGCGCGCUGGAGUGCAGGGUUGAGGCCAAGGCCACCGCGCGCCCGUCCCGGGAUUGGCUUUUGCAGGAGUUAAGCCUAGGGCAGGAGGGGCCGCCCUAGAAUGGCCCCGGCAACACGGUGUACUGACUGGGCCAGGCUCGCGUCCUCGGGGGAGAGGCCCCGGGAUGGUGGAGACGGGUCCGCAUUCUCGUGGGAAGGACAGAGAAUGUGUCCUUAGCUGUGACUGGCUUUUGUCCAGGGCAGCUCUGGCCAUUUGGAACAAUUGGGCCCAUUCUAGCAAUUCUGUGUCAGUGGUUUUAAAUUUUUUUUAAAAAGCUAGGGCGAAGAGGUCGAUUUUUGUGUCCUGUUACUGUCACUUCUACGGCAUGUUAGCUGAGAAAAAAUAUUUCUUUUCUCCCCCAGGGCUGGUAUGCUCAUCUGCCCAGAAUGGUAGUGUGUUCCUAAAAUUAUUGAGAUGCCUCUGUACCUCGCUUCAUUUCAGUCUCUCUUCAGCCUGUGAGGGCAGGUAUCAGGGUCCAAAUGGCAUUCAUCUGAGGCACCUAAUUAGGGCCAACCAGGGAUAGGAAAGCCGUUUGGUAAAGGCAUCACAUUUUAAUCUUUUUUUUUUUAAGAUUUUAUUUAUGUAUUUGUCAGAGAGAGAGAGAGAGAGAGCGCUCACAAGCA
Molecule: messenger RNA, 1350 nt
Organism: Mustela erminea (ermine)
Lineage: Eukaryota; Metazoa; Chordata; Mammalia; Carnivora; Mustelidae
Gene: RNF227
Product: ring finger protein 227
Exons: 2
Coding region: 92-652 (186 amino acids)
Biological process (GO): protein ubiquitination
Molecular function (GO): ubiquitin protein ligase activity
Source: RefSeq, a predicted model, not a curated record